GUCACAUUGCUGUGGAUCAGAAAUUCAUAAAAUAUACUUAAAUAGACAGCAUAAAAAAGACGAAAAGUUAUUCAAAAUUUCCGUUGUGCUCGAAUCGCGAGAAAUGCAGGCAAUCGAUGAAUUUCAUAACCUUUGCAAUGAGUUUUUCUCUGAAUCGAUGACCCAGGUCUGCUCGGACGUCGUACCAGAGUCCCUGAUCAAGAAGUAUCGCAUUCGGCUGAUCAGUACCAAGGAUCCCUACAGUAUUUACCAGCUUGACCACGAGCCUUCCAGCUAUAUGCUGAUCUUUCGCUUCGCGGACAUGACCAAAUGCCGUACCCUCCGGAUGACCGAUAUGGAAAAUCUGGAUUGCAGGACUGUUGACGGCGUAUCGAAGAACUUGUUCUUCAGAUAUGGCCACCACAAGUGCUACAACUUUACCAUGAGUCUGACCUCGGAGCUCAAGAAGCACUGUGGCGCCAGGGACUACGAGGAGAAUAUGCAAUCAGCCUACUACUUCACGAACCACGAAGAGAACCAUGUCAUUAUCAGCAACUCAACUGCUGGUGUUCUACUGGGAACUUCAACUCUGAUACUGUGCCUGAUCAUAUCAUUACUAAUGUUCACAAUUCUGCAUUGGAAGGCAUCUCGGUUGUGAGUCAAUCCUAGUCAAUCCAGCUUCAAAAUCAUUGUUCCGACAUGAGGAGCCAGUAUUCCUGGGAUAUCGAAAUCCUUUGUUCGCCAUCCUCAUAUGGCUUUAAGAAGAUCCGAAGAUCCCAGUCGGCAUCAAGGAAGUGCAAAGAAGCUGUUUCAACCCCUUCCAAUGAGCUGGAACUAUACAUUUCGAAAAAGGCAUUGUCCUCCAAAUUGAACAGUUCGCCCAAGUUGUAAUUUGAAAUUUUGCGAGAUCUAAAAACGA
Molecule: messenger RNA, 898 nt
Organism: Drosophila erecta
Lineage: Eukaryota; Metazoa; Arthropoda; Insecta; Diptera; Drosophilidae
Exons: 1
Coding region: 104-637 (177 amino acids)
Source: RefSeq, a predicted model, not a curated record